This is a messenger RNA of Talaromyces marneffei, 1206 nucleotides long. RefSeq lists its product as uncharacterized. Gene Ontology annotation, biological process: biosynthetic process; conversion of methionyl-tRNA to N-formyl-methionyl-tRNA. NCBI's taxonomy places the organism in Eukaryota, Fungi, Ascomycota, Eurotiomycetes, Eurotiales, Trichocomaceae. The record is from RefSeq and is a predicted model, not a curated record. Gene Ontology annotation, cellular component: mitochondrion. The transcript has 4 exons. Gene Ontology annotation, molecular function: methionyl-tRNA formyltransferase activity. Bases 1 to 1206 code for a protein of 401 amino acids.
AUGUCGUCUUAUAGAUAUUCCGCUUUACUCAUUAUACGCAAUCAAUUACGAUGCAACCGUACAAAUGGCCGUCGCUGGUACUCAGAUAAGCCAGUUGAGCCCCUUCGCGUCCUCUUCUGCGGCUCCGACGAAUUCAGCAUUGCUUCCCUGAAAGCUCUCCACGCCGAACAGCUACGAGCGCCACAAUCCAUCAAGUCAAUUGACGUUGUCUGUCGACCGGGGAAACGGGUUGGACGAGGGCUGAAACAGAUUCGCGAAGUACCGAUCAAGUCGACUGCUUCGGAGCUUGGCCUCAGGAUACACGAACUAGACACAUUCAAAGGAUGGACUCCUCCGGAUGGACCAAUUGACCUGAUUGUCGCCGUGUCUUUCGGUCUCUUCGUUCCCUCUAGAUUACUCACGGCUGCAAAGUACGGAGGAGUCAAUGUCCAUCCUUCACUACUUCCAGACCUUCGAGGUCCGGCCCCUCUACAUCACACCCUCCUCUCCGGACAAACGACAACCGGUGUAACGCUUCAAACCCUCCACCAUAAACAUUUUGAUCAUGGCAUAAUACUCGACCAAACACCUGCCCCGGGUAUCCCGGUUCCGAAUCCAGAAUCAUGCACAGUACCCGAACUAUUGGGGCUUCUUGCACCAAAGGGCGCGGAAAUGCUGCUCAAUGGCAUUCGGAAUUGCGUAUUCGUGCCUCCGUUGAAGGAAGUCGAGUCUCAAUUCAGGGGAUAUGACGCCAAGAAUCUUACACAUGCGGCGAAGAUAACACCGGAGGAUCGUCAUAUCAAAUGGAGAGAAUGGGCCUGGACUGAUAUCAAUCGCCGGCAACGAGUCCUAAGUCCCUUGUGGAGCAAGGCUCUCAUUCCAGCCCAAAAGCCGUCUGCCGAAGACCCAAAGAACUUCCAGUGGAAGAGAAUUAUUUUCGAUGAAAUCGAAGAGGUCUCACAAGACACUGUUCCGGGAAGUCAAUGGCUGUCACUACUUCCAGGGGUAGCAUUCACCCCCGGCAACCCUACUCAAAACAAAAUCCACGACAAAGCAUUAUAUAUCUACACCACAGAUGGAAAACUCUUACGUCUAAACAGACUAAAAGUCGAAGGGGAUAGGUUCAAUGAUGCGCUUACUGCUGCUCAAAAGGCUCACAUGUUCUCUCCGAAAAGCUUUCGGGCUACGGAUGCCGAGUUCAGCUUGUUCUAUAAUCCUUUGUGUUGA